Messenger RNA from Pseudopipra pipra, 855 nucleotides. RefSeq names its product translation machinery associated 16 homolog (gene TMA16). Bases 147 to 713 code for a protein of 188 amino acids. Gene Ontology annotation, cellular component: nucleus. The record is from RefSeq and is a predicted model, not a curated record. The transcript is spliced from 8 exons. NCBI's taxonomy places the organism in Eukaryota, Metazoa, Chordata, Aves, Passeriformes, Pipridae.
UGUUUGCGCGGCGCUCCCUGCCUGGUUCGGAGCCGGAGCUGGUGGCACCGGCGCUGCCCUGCCCGGCCCCGCCGCGGAAGGGCCGCGGCGCCCGCCCGGAGCGCUGAAGCUGCUGCACCGCGGCGGCGGAAGAAGAGUCGCUCGCCAUGCCAAAGUUACGAAAAACCCAAGGAGGGAAGCAAGAGAAGAAAGUUAUCCAUCCAUACAGCAGAAAAGCUGCACAGCUUGCAAGGGAAGUACACAAACAGGAAAAGAAAGAAAAGUUGAAGACUGACAAAGCUUUGCGUUUAAGUAUCAUUGGAGAAAAACUGCAAUGGUUUCAAAGUCACCUUGACCCUGACAAAAUUGAGUACACAAAGAAGGAAGCUGGUGAACUAAUUGAAAAUUAUAUGUGUCGAUUCAAUGCUGAAUUGGAGCAGAUUGAAUUACAAAACAGUAUUAAAGGUAGACAAGGAAGACAGCAUGGUUCAAGGGAAACUGUCAUCAAGCAGACAAUAGAACGUGAAAGACAACUCUAUGAGGGCUAUGGAAUAGAAAUUCCAGACAUCAUGAACAGAAAGCAUCUCAAAUUUUUCAGAUUUAUGAGGGACUUUAUGUAUGUACAUGGCAUAUUAGAUCUGCAAAUUAAGCAUCCAGAUGAAGAAACUGUUCCAACCUGCUUACCAGACUGGGAGUUGAAUGAGACAAACCUAAAAGCAGGUGGCCUAAAGUAACUGAAGAGAAUGGGAUGGUGAUCUGAGGAAACUGCCAAACAUCAAAAUGAAAAAGCUGUCAGCUAGGGAUGCUGCUUGCAGUCACCCUGAGGUGGCAGAUGUGGAAGCAAAAGAAGACUUGAAUAAAGGAGAAGAGGUGCCC